AUGUCUGCCUUUGUUACUAAAGCUGAAGAGAUGAUCAAAUCUCAUCCAUAUUUCCAGUUAUCCGCCAGCUGGUGCCCCGACUGCGUCUAUGCUAAUUCCAUUUGGAAUAAGUUGAAUGUACAGGACAAAGUUUUCGUUUUUGAUAUUGGUUCACUUCCAAGAAACGAACAGGAAAAAUGGAGAAUUGCGUUCCAAAAAGUUGUUGGUAGCAGAAACUUACCAACGAUAGUUGUCAAUGGUAAAUUCUGGGGUACUGAGAGUCAAUUGCAUAGAUUUGAAGCAAAAGGCACUCUUGAGGAGGAAUUGACUAAAAUCGGGCUUCUGCCUUGA
Molecule: messenger RNA, 330 nt
Organism: Saccharomyces cerevisiae S288C
Lineage: Eukaryota; Fungi; Ascomycota; Saccharomycetes; Saccharomycetales; Saccharomycetaceae
Gene: GRX8
Product: glutathione-disulfide reductase GRX8
Exons: 1
Coding region: 1-330 (109 amino acids)
Biological process (GO): cellular oxidant detoxification
Cellular component (GO): cytoplasm
Molecular function (GO): oxidoreductase activity
Source: RefSeq, marked reviewed